CAUUAAAAAAAACAGCAGAUGCUGGAAAUCUGAAACAAAAACACACAAGUCGGGCAGCAUCUAUAGAACGAGAAACCUUUCUGUGACCUUUCAUCAAGCAUUGGAAGUCCAGAAGAAUAUUUUGUAUUUCAAUCAGGGCACCUAAUAUUCUUCCAAACUCGCAAUGAUAAAGACACAGUCUCGUCGUAUAACAAAUCUGCCAUCUGGUGAAUAAAAAUUUAAAAAGUGCAAAUGUUCAAAAUCAGAAAUAAUAAAAAAAGGAAGUGCUGGAAACACUCAGCAGGCCAGGCAGCAUCUGUGGAGCCUGACAGAAAGUUAAUGUUUCAAGUCGUUGACUCUUCAGGCUAACGUUGGACCUGGGUGCACUCCCUGCAUCACAAGUUCGGAAAGCACACCAGAUCCGCACACAAUAUGCUAGGUAUAUUCGUUCUGCGGAAUCAAAUUUGAAUGCAUUGAGUUCCACACGGUGCGGUUUGAAGAUGGACCGCGGACGGAGGGGGGAAAGGUGCAGCGAGAGAAAGUCUCCGGGUAGCGAGGCUCUUCAGCCGGCGUCUGCCGUUUGAAGUUUGCGGUCAUGGAUCAUGGGCGAUAAGGAUCUGGAAGAAUUUCGGCAGCAGUGGAAGGACGAGAUCUCCGGCCGCGGCUGCACCGCCAAGGGAAAAGGCACGGGCUUAAUUUGGGACGAGAGGAGCAGCAAAAGGCGGCGCUAUGGGGGCCCCGGGCCCGGUCACCAUGGGGACGAGGCGAGCCCCAGGCCCGGUCACCAUGGGGACGAGGACCCGGGGCCUGGGCCGGAGCAGUCGGCGAGCUGCAGCCCCCCGCCGCCCAAUUACUUCUACCUGGCGGAGAGUUUGUUGGAGGGGCGGACCAGCCCGCUCAGGGACCGCAUCCAGCGGGAAGGACCCCACGGGAGGGGGCUCCUCGCCGGUGGCCGCAGAGGGUCGGGCAAGCCGGCAGAACACUGCGGGAGCCCCGCAGGCCGAAUCGUGCAAGCCCCGGGCGGCAGCAGUAAAAGGGAGAGCCUGCUGGACCAGUUGAUCAGCGACCUGAAUGAAAUAAAUGAAAUUCCCUUUUUUGAUAUUGACCUGCCUUAUGAGCUGGCACUGAGAAUAUUUGCAUAUCUCGGCAGAACUGAACUUGGAAGAUGUGCUCAGGUGAGUAAAACAUGGAAGGUUAUUGCUGAGGAUGAGGUACUUUGGUAUAAACACUGCUUGAAGGAAGGUUACCAGACCAAGGCAGAUAUUGGCGACUUCACAGGCUGGAAGGCUGUUUUGCGAGAUUCGCUGCAGAAAGAACAAACACUACGGACCAACUGGAAGAAUCGCAUUGGAGCUGCAAGCCAGUUACAUUAUGACGUCGGAGGAAUAUUAUGUGAUGCACAUUCGUGCAAUGGAAUGAUAAUUUCUGGAUACACAUCAGGAGACGUGAGAAUGUGGGAUACAAGCACCUGGGACAGCAGUGCCUUGUAUCUGGAAACGUCACGCAGCUCUGCAGAACUUGGACCACAGCCACACGUCUCCUUUGUGAGGAUAAAUAGCACCAUAGCAGUGGCGGCUUACAAGGGUGGUGCUGUUGAUAUAUGGAGCACAAUCCUUGCACGAGAACCAAUACAUCAUUAUCAGCAUAGCCAGGACAUACAGGCUAUAGCUAUAGCAUCAGAUAGCGCUGUAAUAGCAACUUCCUCAAAUUAUCAAGUAAGAUUAGAAUCCAGCGAUGAGAAAGGAUACUGGCAAAAAGCAUGCCAAUUUGAACUUCAGAAGCUGGUUAGCUAUCUUCAGCUUGUCCCAGAUGCUCUGAGUACCAAUGGAAAUGAAACAUUAGUAGCAGCAGCUGAAGAUACAGUUUAUUUACUCAAACCUGAUACAGAGCUAAAGGUGCUUCACUCCAUCUAUGGAAAUACCGUGACCUGCCUGGAUGUAUCCACUAAUUGGGUUGCCUGUGGUGUCAGAAACUUUGGUUGGAUAAUGAGUGAAGGCAAUAAGGUCCACAUUUAUUGCCUACAAACAGCACAGCCUUUGGCAACUCUGGGUAAUGCUGCAGGAGACUACACCUGCGUGAACUUAAGGGAUAGUCCUCCUUAUCUGGCUGUUACUGGAAACAAGGACAGGAAGGUGAGAGUGUAUGACCUACGGACAAGCAAGGCAGUGAUAUCUCUCUAUGGCCAUCAACUUGGUGUGUCCUGCGUGCAGAUGGAUGACUGGAAGAUUGUCAGUGGUGGUGAAGAAGGGUUGGUUUGUGUGUGGGAACAGCGAAUGGGAACAAAACUCUGGGAAAUGCACUCAAGACACCCUGUACGGUACCUACGUUUUGGUGCACAUACACUGAUCACAGCAAAUAUACCCAAUGAGAAAUACCCAAGAGGUGCCAGCAUUAUGGAUGAUGACUUAACUGCUCAUCGGAGACAUCGAGGAAUUAUUUAUGUCUACGACUUUUCAGUCAAUAAAUCAGCUCCAGUGUUACCAAUUUGUCGUUCAUCGUAUGAUGAAGAUGUUGGCUACAACUACAACAUAGCACUUUCAAUGCCCUAUGACCAAAUAAAAUGAAUAUGUGUCACCUUGUGAAUAUAUUGGUUCUAUUACAAUCAUACAGUAAUUCUGAAAGUAAGCUUGCAUUUAACAUGCAUUUCAUUAUGCAAGAAAAUGUCGUUUCACAGUAAGACAAUGGAGACAAUGAGGACAUUGGAGAGACAAGUGAACGGAGAAAGAACUUUGGCCUUGAAAUUUUCAAAAGGCUUUUCUGAUUUCCCAUCGAGCUGUGAAGAAAAAUGACAGAAGUGGCCAUUUUUAACAACGUUUCCUUGGAAUUUCCGGCUGCCUGCCUCAAAACAUUUUGUGAAAGACCUCAUCUUUACUCUUCAGUGUUAUUAUUUUAUUUACUAUUCCCUUUUUCAUUUGGUUCACAUGGUAAUUUGGAUUUUAGAACAAUGUUGGGGUGGAGGGGGCAGUUUCACAAACUUUUGAUUUGGAUCCAGUUGCAUAAAUCACAGUAUGGUGUAUCUGUAGAUUGAAAAGUGCAAAUAAUGUAAGGAAAUCUGAAGAUAUAACUGUUUUCAACAAAUAGGUUUCUGUUUUACAUUUGAUUUUUAAUAAAUUUCAA
Pristis pectinata (smalltooth sawfish) is the source of this 3096-nucleotide messenger RNA. It is a transcript of the gene fbxw8, whose product is annotated as F-box and WD repeat domain containing 8. Bases 582 to 2543 code for a protein of 653 amino acids. The record is from RefSeq and is a predicted model, not a curated record. The transcript is spliced from 11 exons. Gene Ontology annotation, molecular function: protein binding. Lineage: Eukaryota; Metazoa; Chordata; Chondrichthyes; Rhinopristiformes; Pristidae. Gene Ontology annotation, cellular component: preribosome, large subunit precursor.